ACCAUGAAAGAAUGAUCUACACUGAAGGCUACUCCCUAAUGCAAAGUAUCAGAUGAAAUUACCUUUAAAAUAAACAAAGGAUAAACAAAAAAAUAUUUGAAAAAAAAAAUCACCUUUAAUUGCCAACUUCCAAUUCUACAGGUUUUACAGAACUUGUCAAAAUCAUGUCAGAACUUAAGAAGAACUCAUUCUGGAGGGCCGUUACGGCCGAAUUCGUUGGCAUGACUCUUUUUAUAUUCCUUGCUAUUUCUUCAGCCAUCGGGAACCCAAACAACACCAGACCAGACCAAGAAUUGAAGGUGUCACUUGCAUUUGGUUUGGCAAUAGCCACACUGGCCCAGAGCUUAGGUCAUAUCAGUGGAGCUCACCUGAAUCCUGCAGUCACCGUCGGUUUGCUCGUUAGCUGCCAAAUCAGCUUGUCAAAGGCCUUCAUGUACAUAUUAGCCCAGUUGCUAGGUGCAACUUUGGCGAGUGGAAUUGUGUAUGGAACACGUCCAUAUAACACUACGGCCCUGGGAGUUAAUGCUCUCGGUGAUGUGAAUUUCAGACAAGGUUUGGCCAUCGAACUUUUCGCCACAUUUCAGUUGGUGUUGUGUGUGAUUGCAGUCACUGAUAAAAAGCGACGUGAUGUUACUGGCUCGGCACCUUUGGCCAUUGGUCUCUCUGUCUGCUUGGGACAUUUGGCAGCUAUAAGCUACACCGGCUGUGGAAUCAACCCUGCUCGCUCUUUUGGCCCUGCUCUAGUUCUUAACAAGUUUGAAAAUCACUGGGUGUACUGGGUGGGGCCAAUCUGUGGUGGAAUAGCAGCAGCCCUCAUCUACAAUUUUUUGCUUUCCCCCAAAUUCGAUGAUUUCCCCAAGUGCGUGAAGGUCCUAGUGAGUGGUGCAGGGGAUGCUGCUGAUGACAACAAAGACAGAAUGGCAAGGAAAACAAGAAUGCCACGGAAAUAGCAUAGCGAACCUUUAAAUAAUGCUAAUGCACAUAUACAAAUUGUAAAAUGUUCUCAACUUCAAAAUACAAGGCAGUAAUAGAAAAAACAUGGAGGACUGCAACAGCCAGCAAACAUAUAGUAGUAGUCUUAACAUUCAUGAGGACUAUUUAUAGAGAUGGGUCCCCAAAUAGGGUAAGAAAUCUUGUAGGUAAUGUAUAGAUAUAGAGGUAUAGAUACAUAGGUUCCAUUCUUGAUUAACAUUUGAUUAACAAUAUUACACCCUAUUUAACAAGAACAUGUCAUGAUUGUGUUUAAAAAAUACAUUUUAUCUGGCUAUUAGCUAAAUCUUUAUUAACAUCCAAUGUACAUGUAAUUUGUGUAGAACUUAUAUGAUAAAUGUUUUUUAUCCAGUGUCUAAAUAUGCCUGGUAAUUGCUGUUGCUAUAAAACAUUUUUACCUAAAUAAAUGACUUAAAUCUCUA
Cynoglossus semilaevis (tongue sole) is the source of this 1412-nucleotide messenger RNA. Its product is annotated as aquaporin-1-like. The record is from RefSeq and is a predicted model, not a curated record. The transcript has 5 exons. Gene Ontology annotation, cellular component: membrane. Bases 165 to 950 code for a protein of 261 amino acids. Gene Ontology annotation, biological process: hyperosmotic response; renal water transport; carbon dioxide transmembrane transport. Lineage: Eukaryota; Metazoa; Chordata; Actinopteri; Pleuronectiformes; Cynoglossidae. Gene Ontology annotation, molecular function: glycerol transmembrane transporter activity; ammonium channel activity; carbon dioxide transmembrane transporter activity.